Molecule: messenger RNA, 817 nt
Organism: Chilo suppressalis (striped riceborer)
Lineage: Eukaryota; Metazoa; Arthropoda; Insecta; Lepidoptera; Crambidae
Source: the annotation of a GenBank genome assembly
GCUGGACCGCCAAGCCAUUAAACUACUAUUUCUUUAAUUUAAUUAACUCGGAAAAAAGUGCUAUUAUCUUUAGAAUGAAUCCUUGUUCUGCUGCUACUCCUCAGAUAGAUUCAGAAGGUGACGGAAGAUGGAACAGUAUUCACAACCGAUUCUUGUCCGAUGCAAAAGGAAAAGAUGCCGAUGUUAUUUUUAUAGGGGAUUCAAUAUUACAAGCCCUAGAACAUACUGAAGUGUGGAAUCAAUGGUUUGCUCCUCUUCACUGCCUUAAUUUUAGCAUACACAAAGAUCAGACCCAAAAUGUGUUGUGGCGCAUAAAAAAUGGAGAACUUGAUCAUGUUGAACCUAAGGUUGUAGUAGUGCAUGUGGGCACAAAUAAUGUUGAACAUACUCCGGAGCAGGUAUGUGAGGGUAUUUUAGAGAUUAUAAGAACUAUUAGAGAGAAACAUCCAAGUGCUUCAAUUGUACUUCCUAGUCUACUUCCACGUGGGCAGUAUCCAAAUGUGUUGAGAGACAAAAACUCUAAGAUUAAUCAACUUUUAAAGGAGAAAGUUUCCAACAUGAAUAAGGUGGAGAUGGUUGCAAUAGAUAAAGGUUUUAUUCAAAAUGAUGGCACUAUAAGUCAUCAUGAUAUGCAUGACUAUCUUAUUCCUACAAAUGCAGCUUGUCGUAAAGCUUUUGAACCAGUAUACGAUCUUCUACAGCAGAUAUUAUCUGAAGGUGAACCAGAAAAGGAUUUAACACCCUCUGAAUAGAGGUUUUUAAUAACUAUUGAUUAUGAAUUUUGUAGCUUUUUAUUGUGCAGCAGGCUCAUUGUGAU